GAUCAGAUGAGAGCAUCAGCAGUGAGAAUGUCAGAAGGUUGUCCAGCAAGAGUGACAAAAGUGUCACAGAUGCUGACAGCAUCCGACGGCUGUCGAGUCAGAGUCAUGACCUGUUAGCACCGCCAAAACCUCCAAGUCGCACCAGCAGUUGUUCCAGCAUCUUCUUUUCUGACGACGAGGACUUACUUGGACAAAUCAGUUUGCCACUGCAGACAUCAGACAGGCUUGGCCCAGAAGGCGAUGACAUUACAUCCAUUUUAGGACCUGGGCAGAUAACUCCCAAACCAUCGGCAGAGACGAAAGUCUGUGGGAACAUCAAACUCGGGUUCAUGAUCUCCAAAGGACAUCUACAAGUGGACAUCAUCUGUGCUGCCGGUCUUCACUGGGACAGUCUGACUCAGCCUCCAGAUACUUACGUGAAAACCUACCUCAUGGAAGGAAAGAGGGUGUUGCAGAGGAAGAAGACGACGGUCAUCAAGGCGACCUUAGAUCCUGUCUACCGCAAGAGGAUCAAAUAUUCUGCCAGCAAUGUUCAUGGCAGAUUAAUGAAGAUUGACAUCUGGAAGCGCACCAGUAAUUUUGACAAGAAGGCGUGUCUCGGAGAAGUUCUAGUGAGACUCGAUGGUCUGGAUUUGUCCAAGUCAACGGUCGCCUGGUACAAGUUGUUCCAGAUGAACAGCACAGAGUACGGGUCUGAAGAAUUUCUUAACGUUUGGUGA
Candidula unifasciata is the source of this 719-nucleotide messenger RNA. NCBI's taxonomy places the organism in Eukaryota, Metazoa, Mollusca, Gastropoda, Stylommatophora, Geomitridae. The record is from the annotation of a GenBank genome assembly.